Drosophila sulfurigaster albostrigata is the source of this 1011-nucleotide messenger RNA. RefSeq names its product centrosomin-like. Bases 82 to 702 code for a protein of 206 amino acids. Lineage: Eukaryota; Metazoa; Arthropoda; Insecta; Diptera; Drosophilidae. The transcript is spliced from 2 exons. The record is from RefSeq and is a predicted model, not a curated record.
CAAUUGGCGCAAAAUACGUUACGUGCUGAUGCACGGAUCACUAAACUUGAACUGAAGGAAGCACAUCAAAAGAUUGCAGAAAUGGAGGAAGAAUUGACCCAAUACCAACGUAAAGCGGCGCAGCGCUUGGAGGAACUGCAAAAGCUGCAGCAAGAAGAGUUGACUUGCAACUGGGUGGCAUUGACCAAGUACGAGGAGGUUAAGACACAACUUAUCGAGUUGCAGCGUUCCGUUGAGUUUUAUCAAGAAAGUGAAAAGGAACUUAAGCAAACGCUUGUUGAAAAUGAGCUGACUGCACGCUUGCUCAAAAAAGAAGUCGACGAGAGCACUUUACAAGCCUCCAAAGCUAUCGUGGAACGUACAAAAGCAUACAACGACAAAUUACAGCUAGAGAAACGUUUGGAAGAAAUGAAGGUGCAGCUGGCAUUGCUGCAGGACGAGCAAAGACUGCAGCAACAGCAUCAGCAGCAGCAGCAGGAAUAUCCCCAUUGUAGUCGUAUCAAUAGCAUCGAUGCCUCCCAAUCGGGCUACACAUCUGAGGAUAUGCCAUUGCAAUUGGCCAAUAAUAAAGCCAACGCCAACGUAUAUAAAGUAGAUGAUCUUAUUCUGGUCGAGAAUGAGCCGUUUGGCACGGGCACCUCCCGCAAAUUGGAGCCUCGCUAUAAAGGCCAAAUAUCUAGUCGAAGAUUUGCCACAUGUUAAACGAAAGCAGAAACAUUGCAAAUCUGACUACUCUUUCGGCAAAAUGAAGCAUUGGUGUCAGCUGCCGCCGGAUGAAUCAGACGAAGAAGACAAUGGCGAGAUCACAGCAAACGACUCUUGCGAGGACGCUGCGAUUUGUCAGGAGAGGCCGAAUGUAAAGCUCGGGUAACAGAAGCUGUUACCAACAUAACUUUUACAGUGCCACAUGAGCCCUGCAGUGAGUGCUAGGGUAUCAUUUAUCGUUUUAUCGAUAUCGUACGAUAUGUGGUCACACAAAAAAAAAGAAACGAAGAAGGGAAAGCACGCGAA